AUGGGGGCUUGGCCUGUCUACACCACACCGCCUCCCCACCCCGGGGCUGGGAGCCCGUUACCACAGACAAGACCAAACCAGCCCCUGCAAUUAUCAGAUGCUCUGCGGCUUCGGCGAGGGGGAGCGCUGUGGAAACGGUCAGGGAAGUUUCGGAGGCCGGCGACUAACCCGACACUUUUUCAACCCCUGUGCAGCCGGAAGCGCCGACGGCUUGCCUUUCGAUGCGGGCAAGGGUCCGGGGCCGCGAGGCUCGGUGUGCCAGGGGUAGAAUGUGGAAAGCGCGGGUCCCUCGCGGCUGAGGGGAACUGCCUGAACGCGCCGGGGGCUGAGGGAAAGAAGCGAAAUGACAGAUACCCUCUCCUCCGAUCGCUCCAGAUCGCGGCCGCCAUCGCCCGGCCUGCAAAACAACCGAGGGAGGGGGCCGGGCCGAGUCACCCUCGCCUCCUAGUUCUCUCGGGCGGCCUGGGACAAUCGGCCGCUCGUGGGAAGAAGACGACCCGGGCAACCAUACUUGGACUAUCAUCUACCGAGGAUGAGGGCGAGGACCCCUGGUACCACAAAGCUUGCAAGUGCGAUUGCCAAGGUAGCGCCAAUGCUCUGUGGUCUGCGGGAGCCACCUCCUUAGACUGCAUACCAGAAUGCCCGUAUCAUAAACCCCUGGGUUUCGAAUCAGGAGAGGUUACACCAGACCAGAUCACCUGCUCCAACCCAGAGCAGUACGUUGGCUGGUAUUCCUCCUGGACUGCAAACAAGGCCCGGCUCAACAGUCAAGGCUUUGGGUGUGCCUGGCUCUCCAAGUUCCAGGACAGCAGCCAGUGGUUACAAAUCGAUCUGAAGGAGAUCAAGGUGAUUUCGGGGAUCCUCACCCAGGGGCGCUGUGACAUCGAUGAGUGGAUGACCAAGUACAGUGUGCAGUACAGGACCGAUGAGCGCCUGAACUGGAUUUAUUAUAAAGACCAGACGGGAAACAACCGGGUCUUCUAUGGAAAUUCAGACCGCACCUCCACAGUCCAGAACCUGUUGCGGCCUCCCAUCAUUUCCCGCUUCAUCCGACUGAUCCCGCUGGGCUGGCACGUUCGCAUCGCCAUCCGGAUGGAGCUGCUGGAGUGCGUCAGCAAGUGUGCCUAACGCCUGCCUCAGCUCAGCACCUGCCAGGGGGUGGCGGGCCCAAGGCCGGCCUGGGGAGGACACCCUGACACACCACUGUGA
This is a messenger RNA of Trichechus manatus latirostris (Florida manatee), 1209 nucleotides long. It is a transcript of the gene RS1, whose product is annotated as retinoschisin 1. Bases 1 to 1128 code for a protein of 375 amino acids. Lineage: Eukaryota; Metazoa; Chordata; Mammalia; Sirenia; Trichechidae. The transcript is spliced from 8 exons. The record is from RefSeq and is a predicted model, not a curated record.